This is a messenger RNA of Meloidogyne enterolobii, 137 nucleotides long. The record is from the annotation of a GenBank genome assembly. NCBI's taxonomy places the organism in Eukaryota, Metazoa, Nematoda, Chromadorea, Rhabditida, Meloidogynidae.
UUUUUAUAUAUAUGACAGAUUUCAAAAGAUUAUUUGCACAUACUUCCCUUGAAAAAUUUCGAAUUAAAUAUAUUUAUUGUGCAAUGAUGAAUGAGGUGUUGCCUGGACUUUAUGUUGGAGGUUUGAGGUUGUCAUAA